Brugia pahangi is the source of this 2538-nucleotide messenger RNA. The record is from the annotation of a GenBank genome assembly. Lineage: Eukaryota; Metazoa; Nematoda; Chromadorea; Rhabditida; Onchocercidae.
AUGCGUUGGUGUUUCAGUGGAGGUCAUAGUUCACCACCUCCGCCACCACAACGAAAGUUUAUUAAUCCAUCGAUAUUAUCACUGAAUGCAACACCUGGUUCAUCAUCAAGUUCAAAUGAAUUUACCUCAAAUGAUGAUGAUCACAAAUGGCUUAAAAAAACAGAAAAAUCAGAUUCGCUUACAACAAAAACAUCAAAUUAUCCAUCAUUUGCAUCAAAAACAAAAUUUGAUAAUCGAAAUAUUUCAACUUCAUUAAAUGAUGAUGAAAGUGAUAAUUUACAAAAAUCAAUUAGGAUGGAUAGCAACGAUAAUUGCUUGGAUAGUGUCACAAGAAAGCUUCAAAAAAUAGGAACAAUCUCAAUGGAUGAUUCAUCAUCAUCAUCACUGUUAUCAUCACCAUCAAAAUUUGCUACAGGCAAAAAUUUUGUCUCAAAAAAAUCUAACCUUAAAUGGUCAACAAAUUUGAAUUCCGGUACAACUGGUACCAUUGAUGUACAAAAUAAUUGUUGUUCAGGUAAUGAAUUUGAAUCGGAUAGUGCUGUUAUUGUUAAUACAACAAUUAUUCCACAUGAUGAACUCAGUUCUUCAUCACCAUCAUCAUCCGGAAUUGUUGCCGAUAUGAAUGAUUCGAACGGUGAAAGUAAUCAGCGAACCUCAGCAACAUCAUCACUAUCAUCAUGUGAACAAUCAUCAGAUUUAAUUGAAUCUAAUUAUGAUACUUCACGUAUGGGAAGAAUAUAUCGAUCACGGAUCGAUGAUCCAAAAGAUCAGCAACAAAUAGCAGAUCAUUUCAAUGAUUUGGAAGGAAUAGCUCUAACUCAACGUCAACAAUUUGAACAAUCUAAUCCACUGAUGACAGUAUCAGACGAAAAAGCUGAAUCAAGCAGUAAAUCUACUUUACAAGAUAAUUUCAUCAAUUGUAACACUGUCACAUGUCCAGGUGAUCUGAAAAUGACCGGUAGUACAGAGCAACGAUUUAAUCUUUCACUCAAUUUGAAUAAUCAACGAGAUUUUAUGCAUAGGAGCUCAUCAAUACCACCUGAAAGUAUGCUUGGAAAUAAAUUUACCUUAAAUGAUCAUUUCAAGUGCAGCGAAAGUAUCGCACCUGAAUUAAUAAAUCAACGUCGUUCUUUGGAAAGUAGCAAUGGAAAUAAUUCAACAAAUGAGGAAAAUAUUAAGAAACAAAUUAUUUGCUCAAAACUUGUUGAAUAUUAUCGAAAUAUUGAAAAUAGCGUUGAGCAAUUAGAUAAGUUUACGGCGACAAAUUCAUGGCGACAACCGCAUAUUUUGCAACAAUAUAUUUUUGAUAUUAAAGAAUACAUAGAAAUGAUUACAAUUUCAAUGAAUUAUUUUCUUAAUGUCGCAUGUCAUAUUAUAGUUGACAUUACUAAUCCAAAAGGAGAAGAAUUGAAGCAAUUACUUUUACCACUGAAAAGCUCUACUGCUAUUAUAACACAAUUAAAGCAAAAUUUGGACAAUACCGGUUGGGCGCUUAGUGCUCUGUCACGACCACGUAACGUUUAUGGUACAACACCAGGUAGUGAUGCUUUGGAUCAAUUUCUUGCUGUUAUCAAACAGUUACCAAUCGAUUGUUGCAAAUUGAUACAAUGGGCAUUACUGAUGGUACCAUCGUCAAGUGUUCAUUUCUUGACGAAUACUAUAAAUGAUUCUUUAAAUUCCAAUAACAUUACAACAAGUACUGAUCAAUCGUAUGAUGAUCCUUCAUUAAGAAUGUGUGAAACAAAUGGUAGAAUAUCAGUUGGAUUGGAUUCAAAAAGGCAAAUAGGAACAUCAAAUAAUUUAAUAAAUAUUUCAAAUUUAAAUGAUUCACAAACACCACAAUCAAUUUUAACUUCUCGUACAACUUUUGGUCCAUCAACUACAACAAUUGCUAAACAAAAUCGUGUAACAUUUGCGGAUGAUUUGACUACUUCACAUCAAUUAUCGAAUUCCAUUCUGGAAACUCAUGUUCUCGAAGAAGAUGAUUUAGAAUCAGUGAUCAGUGAUCGUGAUAGCUUUUAUCAGGAUUCAACAAUUGAAGGUGAUGAUAGUAUCGUAAGUCAUCGGAUGAGACCGAUAACAAGUAUACCACCAUUAGCAUUACUAAAUACAGAGGUGAUAAAAUCAUUAUCAAAAGAUGACAGACAAUUGAUUGAAUUUUAUUCACCACAAUUAGAUGCACACACUGAAUUCCUUUCCAAGGCAAUUGAAGAAUUCUUAACUGUAAUUGAAGAACAAAUGCCACCACAUGAAUUUGUUCAGAAAGGAAAACUGAUAAUACUUACUGCACAUAAAUUAAUUUAUAUGGCUGAUACAAUUGCGGAAUGUAUUUCAUCUGUCAAUGUUAGCCAAGAAGUGAAACAUGCAGCUGAUCGAUUGCUUCAUGUUUUGAAAACAUGCGUUCAAGCUACAAAGCAUGCCGCUGAUGAAUAUUUAUCAGUAUCAGCUGUACAAUCAAUGGCUAAUUGUAUUGUGACAGUAUCACGUGCUGCAUAUGAUUUGAAAUUAUUAGUGAAACAGUGUUGUAGUAAUGAUUAG